Molecule: messenger RNA, 4707 nt
Organism: Dipodomys spectabilis (banner-tailed kangaroo rat)
Lineage: Eukaryota; Metazoa; Chordata; Mammalia; Rodentia; Heteromyidae
Gene: Nuak1
Product: NUAK family kinase 1
Exons: 7
Coding region: 1-2010 (669 amino acids)
Biological process (GO): protein phosphorylation; microtubule cytoskeleton organization; intracellular signal transduction
Cellular component (GO): cytoplasm
Molecular function (GO): ATP binding; protein serine/threonine kinase activity; tau-protein kinase activity
Source: RefSeq, a predicted model, not a curated record
AUGGAAGGGGACCCCGCUGCGCCCGCGGCGGCCGACGGCCCCGACUUGGGGCUGGGGGCGCCGGGCUCUCCGCCGGAGGCGAUGGCCGGGGCAGCUGCAGCUCCCGUGGCGGCGGCGGCGGUGGCGGAGCCCAGAAAGCCACACGGGGUGAAGCGACACCAUCACAAGCACAAUUUGAAACACCGCUACGAGCUGCAGGAGACGCUGGGCAAAGGCACCUACGGCAAAGUCAAGAGGGCCACCGAGAGGUUCUCGGGCCGAGUGGUUGCUAUAAAAUCCAUCCGUAAGGACAAAAUUAAGGAUGAACAAGACAUGGUUCACAUCAGACGAGAGAUCGAGAUCAUGUCAUCCCUCAGCCAUCCUCAUAUCAUCAGUAUUUAUGAAGUGUUUGAGAACAAAGAUAAGAUUGUGAUCAUCAUGGAAUAUGCCAGCAAAGGGGAGCUGUACGAUUACAUCAGCGAGCGGCGACGCCUCAGCGAGAGGGAGACCAGACACUUCUUCCGGCAGAUAGUCUCCGCCGUGCAUUACUGUCACAAGAACGGCGUGGUCCACCGGGAUUUGAAGUUGGAAAAUAUACUGCUUGAUGACAACUGCAAUAUUAAGAUUGCGGACUUUGGGCUUUCCAACCUGUACCAGAAAGACAAGUUCUUGCAAACAUUUUGUGGGAGCCCACUCUAUGCAUCCCCUGAAAUCGUCAAUGGGAGGCCCUACCGAGGGCCAGAGGUGGACAGCUGGGCUCUGGGCGUGUUGCUUUACACUCUCGUGUACGGAACGAUGCCCUUUGAUGGUUUCGAUCACAAAAACCUCAUCCGCCAGAUCAGCAGUGGAGAAUACCGGGAGCCCACGCAACCCUCAGAUGCUCGAGGACUCAUUCGGUGGAUGCUGAUGGUGAACCCCGAUCGCCGGGCUACCAUUGAGGACAUCGCGAACCACUGGUGGGUGAACUGGGGCUACAAGAGCAGUGUCUGCGACUGCGAUGCCCUUUGUGACUCGGAGUCCCCGCUUCUGGCACGGAUCAUCGACUGGCACCACCGUUCCACUGGGCUGCAGGCUGAGGCUGAAGCCAAAAUGAAGGGCCUGACCAAACCUGGAGCGUCGGAAGUCAUGCUGGAGCGGCAGCGAUCGCUGAAGAAAUCCAAGAAGGAGAAUGACUUUGCCCAGUCUGUCCAGGACUCGGUACCGGAAAGCCCAUCCAAGUUGAACUCCAAGAGGCCCAAGGGCAUCCUGAAGAAGCGAAGCAACAGUGAACACCGGUCACAUAGCACGGGCUUCAUUGAAGGAGUGGUAGGUCCUGCCUUACCAUCUCCUUUUAAGAUGGAGCAGGACUUGUGCAGGACUGGUAUGCCCCUGCCCACCUCUCCUGAGGCAGACAUGCAGGGGAAGCUCAGCCCCAAGCAGUCAGCCACUAUGCCCAAGAAAGGAAUCUUGAAAAAAACCCAGCAGAGAGAAUCAGGUUACUAUUCAUCACCAGAACGCAGUGAAUCCUCAGAGCUGCUGGAUGGUAAUGACGUGAUGGAGAGUGGUCUCCCUUCCCCCAGCCUCCCAGACCCAGCCAGGGUGACUUCCCACAGCCUGUCCUGCCGCAGGAAGGGCAUCUUGAAACACAGCAGCAAAUACUCAGCAGCCACCGCAGACCUGGUCCUCGCUAGUCCCGAAAUGCCCACACUGGAAUCUUUGUCAACAUCUGGGGUCCCCACCGAGGGCCUAUCUAGGAGCUACAGCCGCCCUUCCAGCGUCAUCAGCGACGACAGUGUCCUGUCCAGCGAUUCCUUCGAUUUGUUGGAUAUGCAGGAGAAUCGUCGCGUCUGCCAGCGCAUCCGCAGCUGCGUCUCUGCUGAAAACUUUCUCCAGCUCCAGGACUUUGAGGCGCUCCACAAUCGGCCCAGACCCCAGUACCUGAAACGGUAUCGGAACCGGCUGGCAGACAGUAGCUUCUCCCUCCUCACGGACAUGGAUGAUGUGACUCAGGUGUACAAGAAAGCGCUGGAGAUCUGUAGCAAGCUCAACUGAGCCCUCCAGGGCACCCAGGAUCGGGGCGGGUGGGUGCAAGGGAGGAUAGGGAGCAGGACUUGUACUAACAGGCUGGUUAGUUACCUCUUUGCUGGCCACAACCACAGACUGAAAAAGGACUGGCGCCGUCUGGCUUGGCCAGGUUUGCAAUCUUGAGCCAGCGCCUCAGAGGGAGAAGCAGCUCUCUGCCAAUUCUGCCAACUGCCAGUCUGAAUAAGCAUCCUAAUUGGCAUUUGCAUAUGACACCUUGUGGAGGACCAGCUGUCCCAGGAAGGGAAGGUGGUAUUGGCUAGCACUUAGUGGAAGGGGAACGGAGAGGGAAGAUCACAUUCCCCAGAAGCAUUUUUAAAUGCUUUUGGCGGUGGCAUAAGAGAGACUGGGGCCAUCCAUUUUGGAUGAACCCAAAGAGCUUGCUUGUUCUUUUUUGUUCUCACAUAAGCAAGCUUGGUCUGAUUGCAUGGGUUGGCAAGAUUUCAUCAAUUUGAGCUUGAAUCAGUGAUCAAUUGUUGAUGUCUACAGGAUGUGCUGAUCUGAGUGGCCCAAGCACAUCCGAGAGUGCUGUGACUGAUAGUAAUGGCUGCUGUGGGAACAGGAAGUGGGAAAGUAGCAAUCAUGCUAUGUAGUUGUCAUUUUUGAUAUGUCUAAGCCCUGGGAAUCAGGUCAAAGCAUUUUAUGCUAUGGGAUCUGUAUUAACUCUUUCAUGCCAUUUGUUCAUUUGCUACUCAACUUUAAAUGGGAAACAGGGCCUUAGUGAGACAGAGAGUCAGGGAGAGACAGAGAGAGAGAGAGAGACACACACACACACACACACACACACACAGAGAAAGAGAGAGAGAGAGAGAGUUAGUACGUGUGCUUUUAGCUCUAUUAGGGACACAAUCAGUCCAUGGCAAUUUUUUGAUUCCUUGAUGUCUGCUUCCUCUUUCCUGAUGUCUGCCUUGCUCUUUAGCACAACCUCUUGAAGAUGGACAGGAAAAAAAGAUGGCAAUAUAUCAGAGUCUGAAACUAAUAGUUGUGAUUAGAGCACAAGACCCUUUGCGGUUUUUCACAGUUGGAUGGAAGGUGAGCCCCACCUGUAAGGGACAACUUGACAUUUUUCUUUAAUAUCUCCAUAGGAACUAGAAUUUUCUCACCUGCCUGAAUGGAUGUGGUACCUCCCAGUCUCCAUGGAAGCAGCUGGCCCAGCUUUUAACCCCCAGGCCCUAAUAGAGCGCAUCUACAAAGUGUGAAAUCCUCAGUGGUAGACGAAUUUGCAUCUAGAGUUGGUGUGUAGGUGGCUAGUUCAGCGAGGAAAGGAAAAUCAGGCUGAAGGAACUUCAUUCCCCAAAUCUAAGUAUUCUGUAUUGUGGUCUUAAACUUUGACAUCCUGGGCUUGGGGGAGAAAGCAUGUUCUACCUGUUUAAGGGAACAAAGUAUUGAACAAGGAGAGUGGGUCAGGAACCAGCUCAGGAGAGGACUGCUUCCUGAGGAGUCAUCCAGAUGGCUCAGGAGGAGGCAGAAAACAAGUGUGACAGGACUCUUAAACUACUUAUAUAAUUGAUAAAUUUCCAUGUGAUAAGAGAUGAAUAUUCCCACAAUAGGCUUGAAAUUCAGAUUCCAUGGGCUUAGGCAAAUCAAAAUCUUCUUCUCAAGAUGGCGCCUUACUUAGAAAGAUUGGAAGAUGGGUCUCAGGAUAUCAUUGGAGAACCUAGAAUAUCAUUGGAGAACCUUAUAGCACUGAGAACAGUAAUUAGGAUGACAUCGCCCCUUCCUUAUGGAGACAGUUCUGUUUCUUCCUUACCCACUAGCCCUGGUGGCCUUCCUUCAGGCUGAGCUGAGUAGUGCAUUGUGGGAAGCUGCUUAGUUUAUUCAUUCAAGUUCACCUCUUUCCUGAACUCCAGUAAAGACUAAAAGGGAGAAAAGUCUAUAGAUAACUCACUGGAGGUGUGGGGUGCAUGGUGGGAAACCCAUAACCUCUGAGUUCCCAUCUCCUUGCCUCUUUGUAUGCAGCCUUUUGUGAACUGCCUCUGCUGCUUCACCGCAGGCCUCCAAGCAUGGCUGCUGGCCUCAUCAGUACCUUUCAAAUAUGGCUUAGGUGUAACAUCUACCUACUAGUUGAUGUGAUUUUUUUCCCCCCCAUUUGCCAAGUGAUCACAUCUGGUUUGUGUUUUCCAUCCUUCUAAUCUUUAAGCAAAAACGAUGUGAUUCAGGAAAAAUCCUUCUCUCGUCUCCUUCCCCGCCAACAUCAGUAUGCUCUUACCACAGAUGGUGGCAAACAAUAUCCUCCAGCCAGAAGCGGGGACUCUGAGCGGAACCCUGCCUGCCGGUGACAUCUGAUGGUCUCAGAUACCUGAGGGGCUGUGGGAGAGAGCUGAUUUUUUUCUUUGUAAUCCACGAGGGCGGAAGUGGUGAACAGGCUGGUCACCCAGACCCUGCUCUGUUCCGACAUCUCUUUCUAGAUGUGAUGUGAACUGUGCUCUCUAGGAAAAACUUAGACUAGAGGGGAAAUCUCUUCAAAGCAACGUUUCCAUUGCUUCUUAAGUCUUCUCAUCCCUACCAGCCAAACUCCAGCCAAAGAAUUUAUGCUUGAUGAAUUUCUAUGGAAUUACAAGUGACAGACACUUGAGGACCUGGUGUCCUGGCUUUUUUUUUUUUUCCUCUGGGGCCCUUCCAGCUCUUAGUUUACAUACCUGCCAAAGGGGUGGAAUAAUUCUUCCU